Messenger RNA from Saccharomyces cerevisiae S288C, 468 nucleotides. RefSeq lists its product as uncharacterized. NCBI's taxonomy places the organism in Eukaryota, Fungi, Ascomycota, Saccharomycetes, Saccharomycetales, Saccharomycetaceae. Bases 1 to 468 code for a protein of 155 amino acids. The record is from RefSeq and is marked reviewed. The transcript has a single exon.
AUGUAUGACUUACUCGAGCAAAAAUUUUUUGUGCGGGAAAUCAAAUUCGCUUCAGCCUAUUAUUUACGCACCGGCAAAGCCCUGAACAAUAGCAAGACUCCGAUAUUUCAGCGAAAGCAUUCUUUGCCUGCGUGGCUUUCGUCCGCGGUUAUUAUUACUGCGCCUGUUAGCAACGACGGAAGUCACUCGAUUCUAUUUGCUCGUAAAACUCUAAGAAUGAUAAUGCCUAUGUUUAGUCCGCUUUUCAACAGAAGUCCUGACGAUUGCCCUUCUCAUCUGACCGCUACCCAUAUCUUUCAGCAAUUCAGCGCUAUGCUGGAUUACGGACAGAGUACAAAGGAAGCCACUAACAAGCGCAGGUUAAUAAAGGGUUCUGACCUACUUGUUGCCUUGGAUCGGAAUUGUAUUCCUUCAGCCCCCUUUGUCCCCGAAAUUGCCCUGCGUAAAAGCGGCGCAGUGGGGUCCUAA